AGCGAGGGACCAAGGAAAGGGAGUGGGGCUAAGUCCAAUUUGUCUCUCUACUCAGUCUCACUUUCUGUCCUUUCCGAAAUAGACAAGUGAUUCAUCCCUCUCAAUCACUGGUCAGUAUUACUUCCCACUCUCCACUGUAUUUCAGUCUCUUUCUCAGAAACACAGAGUCACCUCUUCAAUCACGCUACAAGGGAAGAAGAAAGGGACCCUUAAUUAGAUGAAACGUAAAUGGAGUACGAAAGAAUCGACAAGAGACAUAUACAGCUGUCUCCUAGGAAGCUGAGGUCUAUGCUACUGGGAGCAGAAAAGAAAAGAAGGGAAGAAAUAGUAGAAGAUCAAGAGCUUGAAUCUGCUACUCUGUCCUUGAGAUCCCAACUCCCUGAGAUCCAUGACUCUGGUUGUAAUUUGGAGAAAUGCAAAGAUGUAAAUGUUGUAAGUAUUGUUCCUGAGAGCUCGACUUCCGUAGCAGUUGAUACGCCAGCUUCCUUGGAGAUGAUGAAUGACAUGAGAAUCAAAGAUCAAUCGUUGGUCAAUUCAAGAAUUAGAUCUCAAGAUGACAGUAUUUUGGACUGUGAUAGUGGGUUCGAUAGUAUUAGUACUAUAUCUCCACUCUUUGAAUUUCAAAAGGCUGAGCGGGCUGCACAGAGAGUGCCCAUAGCUCCUUUCUCAAAACCUGCCCCUUCUAAAUGGGAUGAUGCGCAGAAAUGGAUAGCAAGCCCAACGUCUAACCGUCCAAGGACUGGGCAGAGCAGUCAAGUUGUUGGAUCACGCAAGACUAGUCAUUCUGGAUAUGGCUAUAGACAACAACCUACAAAGGUUGUAAUUGAGGUUCCUGAUCAGCAAUUGGUUCCUUAUGAGGAGCCUGUCGACACAAAACAGAUAGACUCAGGCCAACCGAAGGACAGUGGAGUUCAGAAGUUUGUGAGUUGGGAAGCUGAGCCGUACCCAAUUGCUGAAUCAUAUCCGAAGCCAGUGCUCAUGAUUGAAAAUUCUAUUGGACAAUCAGCAAUAAAUCUGAGCCGUCAUGAUUCGUCUGUUUCUAUCCAUAGUGCAACCGUCAUUCCCCAACCAUCGACUGCUAGGUCAGUCUCAAUGAGAGAUAUGGGCACAGAAAUGACUCCAAUUGCAAGCCAGGAACCUUCCAGAACAGGGACACCUGUGAGAGCAACACCACCAACUCGCAGCCCAACUUCUUCUCGGCCAUCAACUCCAGGAGCUGCACCAGCUUCUUCUCCUUUAAAUGAUAAUUUGGAGGCUCGCAUAGAUGACUUGACUGACCAGGAAUUACAGAUGAAAACUCGAAGAGAAAUCAUGGCACUUGGAACUAAACUUGGUAAGAUGAAUAUAGCCGCUUGGGCUAGCAAGGAUGGCGAGGAUAGAAAUGCGUCCAGCUUACUGAAAACUGAUAAGCAAGAGCAACUAACUACAACUGUCACUGAGACACGUGCAGCUGCUUGGGAGGACGCAGAGAAAGCAAAGUACAUGGCCAGGUUUAAACGUGAAGAAAUCAAGAUACAAGCAUGGGAAAAUCAUCAACAAGCAAAGACAGAAGCCGAGAUGAGGAAAAAUGAGGUGGAGGUGGAAAAGAUGAGGGCAGGAGCACAAGACAAGUUAAUGAACAAGCUAGCUGCUGUGAGGCACAAAGCUGAAGAGAAACUGGCAGCAGCAGAAGCUAGGAGAAAUAAUCAUGUUGUAAAAAUAGAGAAGCAAGCAGAAUAUAUUCGUAAAACUGGCCGCUUACCCCGCUCAUUCUCCUUCUGCCGCUGGUGCUUCUGAAGCUACAAAUCACUAUUAAAUGCUCUGUAUAUUUUUCCUUUUUUCAAUAGCGUUGUAUGCUUGAGCUCUUGCACAAACUCAACUGGUAGGCACAUUACAUGUAAUUGUUGCUUAAUGGAAGUUGAAGUUCAGGCAUUAUUGGCCACUUGUGAUUUUACCUACAAAUCAUAAAAAUGAAACAGUGUAGAGAGAAAGAAUUCGUGCCACAUUUUUGCUUGAGA
Nicotiana tabacum (common tobacco) is the source of this 1997-nucleotide messenger RNA. RefSeq lists its product as uncharacterized. The record is from RefSeq and is a predicted model, not a curated record. NCBI's taxonomy places the organism in Eukaryota, Viridiplantae, Streptophyta, Magnoliopsida, Solanales, Solanaceae.